This is a messenger RNA of Xiphophorus maculatus (southern platyfish), 2709 nucleotides long. Its product is annotated as SPRY domain-containing SOCS box protein 4-like. The coding region runs from base 673 to 1533 and encodes 286 amino acids. Gene Ontology annotation, biological process: proteasome-mediated ubiquitin-dependent protein catabolic process. The record is from RefSeq and is a predicted model, not a curated record. Lineage: Eukaryota; Metazoa; Chordata; Actinopteri; Cyprinodontiformes; Poeciliidae. Gene Ontology annotation, molecular function: protein binding. Gene Ontology annotation, cellular component: SCF ubiquitin ligase complex. The transcript is spliced from 4 exons.
CACAGAGCAUAGCGUCGGCUCCCAUGGUUGCAUGGGUAUUUCGAGCUGCCUUUAACCGCAACAAAGACACCGUGGCUUGGUUGUUGAAACAUCUGUAACAGCACUGGAAUAACGUAGCUGUCAACAGCGGAGGAAAAGAGAGGAGACGUUUCUUCUAAUUUCGAAGAAAACUCCGCUGGGAAAAGUAGCAUUUGGUGGCAAGUAGAGUCGCUGCUCGAUGAUGUGCAGAUUUCUUUCUUCCUGAGAGCCAAUGAAUCUUGGGCAGGAAGAUCAAUUCUACCCCGCUUCAAAGAUGUGAAGCAGGGUGUCAACACCUGGAUGUCAACACCUGUUCUGCAGUGAAUGAUUGCAAGUCAAAGAAGGUAAUUUCUAGUCAACCAAACACCGAUGUGAACCUUGCUUUCUUAAAUCUCAAAGUCAGACAAGAUUGAUGAACACAUCAGUCAUAAGGACCAGAUGCAGCUCACAAUGAAGACAUCUGUGGCAUGAAACUAGAUCUGCCCCUCAUUUCCUGCUCCUUCAUUUCCUUCCAUCACCCUUCACUUAGUAACUCUAACUUCAGCAACGCCGCAUUGAUGAGGUAACGUCGAGCUCCCGCUCCGCAGCACCUACUGCACAUAUACCACAUUGCCUUCCUCCCCUUCUCCUCCCACCAACCCUUUCAUCACAGCCAUGGGUCAGAAGAUUUCAGGCAGCAUUAAAUCGGUGGAUAGUCGCGGGGAAAGUGGCGGCUCUCCGUCGUACCGACCCACGGCUCAUCGCCGCCAACACCUGGAGCUAAGGGGUCCAGAUUUCUCCAAGCCACCCAGGCUGGAUCUCUUGUUGGACAUGCCAUGCGCUGGACUGGAGACGCAGCUCCAUCAUGCGUGGAAUCCAGACGACCGCUCCCUCAACAUCUUCAUCAAAGAGGACGACAAGUUGACAUUUCACCGACACCCAGUUGCUCAAAGCACGGACUGCAUCAGAGGACGGGUUGGAUACACAAGGGGUCUUCAUGUGUGGAAGAUCCACUGGCCUUCGCGGCAGCGAGGCACCCACGCUGUGGUGGGUGUGGCGACCUCGGAAGCUCCUCUACAUUCUGUUGGGUACACCGCUUUAGUGGGUUCGGACUGUGAGUCCUGGGGCUGGGAUCUGGGACGAAACAAACUCUACCAUGACAGUAAGAACCGGUCCCACAGUUCGCUGCCUUCGUACCCUUGUUUCCUAGAGCCAGACGAGUCAUUCACACUCCCGGACUCUCUCCUAGUGAUUCUGGACAUGGAUGAAGGGACGCUUAGCUUUAUGGUGGAUGGACAGUAUCUAGGAGUUGCAUUUCGAGGCCUGAAAGGAAGGAAGCUGUAUCCCAUCGUGAGUGCCGUAUGGGGACAUUGUGAAAUAACCAUGAAGUAUAUCAACGGCUUGGAUCCUGAGCCCCUGCCGCUCAUGGACCUGUGUCGACGUGCGGCCCGCCUGGCGUUGGGUCGAGAACGGCUCAAGGAAAUUGAGAGCCUCCCUCUGCCCCAGUCCCUCAAAAAUUACCUCCAGUACCAGUGACUGACACCGGCAGAUCCAACUGGGACAACAAGGACACAGAGCAGGCCACCAGAGAGUCUGCAGAUGGACGAUGAAAAGGUGAACUUGAGGUCGCACAGAGGGGAUGAUUGAUUGAAGAACGUCCACACUGGAGCACCGCAACUCUCAUGAAUCCGUACAAGGACGGAUAAGGACGAAGGCAGAUGAACUGGGGGGGAGGAGAGGAAAUUCAGGCUUUCCAACAAUUGGACCACACCAGCUUCUUCUUCUUUCUUUUUUUAUUUUAUUUUAGGCUGCUUUUUUUGGUUUUAGACUUGAAAUAAAUUAUUGAUGACAGCGUCACAUCAGUGUCUCUUUCAUCCAGACUGAAAGCCCAUCCUCUGAUGGCACAGCGCUGUUAGGUGGCAAAAGCAAACAUCGCCAUCUAGUGGUUAGAAUAAUAAAAAGAAAAAAAAAACAGGAGAAAGUAAGCACACUAAUCCCAUCCAUGGAGGCCUUUCUGACAUACACUCACUGACCAUAUCAUUGCAGCUGAUGUCUGUUCAUAAUCCACACUGGCACAGGUGGCCGGCAGCAGAAUCAGAAAUGUCCAAAAGGAUUUUUAGCACUGAUGUAUUUAUGUGACUGACCCCAGGUCUGCCCAUCAGCUCACACUGCAGACAGAUUACAUCAGCACACAUCUGGGAGGUGUGUGUACAGAUCCACACAAUACAUCCUUAUCUGAAGAAAAUGAAGCCCUUUUCAGACAUUUAAUGCUUUUGAUCGAACUCUUCUUAAUCCUUCUUUUUAACACUAUAAAUUAAAACAUUCUUAAUCAACUCCUUAGCAUGAGGCAUUAAAUUAUAAAACCAGAACUUUCUCACAAUUGGCAACUCUUUAAUUAGUUUUUAUUGAAUUUCUGAUUGAUAUAUUAAAUAUUUUUAUAUUAAACAAAUAUGAUGGUUAAUUUGCAGUAUUGUGAAAAGUUUACCUUAGAAAGUACCUGACCUAAGUUCGGCUAUUACGGGUUAAAACUAAAAUAAAACAUGUUCAUAGUUCCCCACAUAAGCAUUCGUCUUCUUUUUUUUUUAACUUUACUUAAGUCCAUCUUUAAAAUUAUAUAGAUCAUCGUCUUUAAGGUCUUUAAAUCAAUCAAUCAAUCAAAUUUUAUUUGUAUAGCACAUUUCAGCAGCAAGGCAUUUCAAAGUGCUUUACAUC